UCCCACCAGUCGCACCGAGAAAACUGUCAACGUUAGAAAAUGAAUCACGAAACUUCCUACCCGAUCGCGUUGGAAGGAGACAUCCUACGGGCCAAGUCAGACUCGGAUCAGUACCGUCUGAGCGUGGACAAUGCUCUGCUCAAUGGACGUAAUUUCCUCCAGUCCCAAAUCGGUGAAAAUGGUGACAAUAUGUUUGCCCUACUGUUGCGACUCGUUUCCCGGAUCCUGUCGGAUCGAUCCGAACACGGAGUGGCUCUGUUCGAGGAAUACUGCCGACUGGUUAAGCAGGGACACUUUAUCCAUCCGGAUUAUAGAAUCAGAGACGUGAAAGGACUCGAACACGACCGAAGGCUAACGUAUUCAAAAGAUCUGAUUCGACAGGUCGAGUUACUGGAAACAUCUCCUGAUCGAUCAUCUCCUCCUGGUACGGGGCCGACAAUCGCGCAACUUUCGUUGAUUUGGUCACAAAUUGGAUUCACUCUUCCGCCAACGUUGGACUACUUCAUCGAUCGUAAGCUGGAGUCAAUUCGACUUGGAGGUAAUCAAGUAAAACGGGUUCGUUUCUGGGGUGUCAUUCAUAACCUCAACUCCGACUACUAUAUAAUCGAGCUGGAACGGGACGAUCUGGAGGCGCUUCAACUGGAGCGUGAGUUGAGCCGGGAAAAGGUCGAGCUGGCCAGUGAUAUUAUCUCCGGACUGUUGCGAUCCUGUGUCUCCGAUGACUCGAUUGUAUCCGACUGGUGCGGAGCGGAAUCGAUGGUGGCGGACAUGUUGGAUUUCAUACUUGAGGACGCGAUUCCACCUAACACUGAUGAGGAUCUGGCGGCGAUCGUGGCUUUUCCUACGAUGGAAGCAAUCCUUCAGGAAGCCAUUGACGUCGCCCAGGAACCGGAGGUGGAACUCAGCGUCAUGGGAAGCUUGGAUGUGGUUUCUUGUAAUGCGACCGUAUCCGGUGUGUCCGAACUGAGUUUGGAUGGGUUGAAAUUCGUAGCGGCCAAAAAGUUGCUGGAAGUUAAAAUGAAUGCAUUACGGUAUUUUGUCUGCCAGGAUCCCAUCAAAGAGGAUUGGAUAGAGCUGCCAGGAAUAAGUUUGGAUAAAAUUAAAGCUUCUUGCGAUUUAAGAUCGUAUUUCAAAGGUGAUCUUGCAGCGCCGAUCGGAGGCAGCAUAGGACGGAAGUUUUUGUCUCACGAGAAAGACUACCUAAGAGCGGUAGUAGCUCGGAUUAGUAUGGAUCAGGUUUCGAGGGCUUCCGGAUCACUUUUAUUUUCUAAGCGGGAUGUGUCUGUGUACUACAGAGAGACGAGGCUUGACCGUGACUGGAGCGUGCGGAAUCUCAACGGUCGACAACCAUUACCAAAAAUUGUUUGGCAUCGGUCCAAACGAUGGCCGGGUUCGUUUAGUUUCGAAUCGGAUCACAUUUAUCACGGUUGGGGACAGGAGGAAAGCUGGUCAGAGGAAAGUCAAGCUGCUUCAAUAUGA
Molecule: messenger RNA, 1479 nt
Organism: Malaya genurostris
Lineage: Eukaryota; Metazoa; Arthropoda; Insecta; Diptera; Culicidae
Gene: Rsph4a
Exons: 3
Coding region: 40-1479 (479 amino acids)
Biological process (GO): cilium assembly; cilium movement involved in cell motility; axoneme assembly
Cellular component (GO): radial spoke; axoneme
Source: RefSeq, a predicted model, not a curated record